GGGAUCAUUCACGGCUUUUCACGGCAGGCGGCGCUGCGGUUCCAUAAGUGGUUACUAAGUAAACAACAUGGCUUCCGGUGGAGGCGGUGAUUACAUAACCUGGUCUGUACCAGCCUUGAAGAAGGAAUUGUCGUUACGUGGGGCUGUUACAAGAGGGAGAAAGACAGAUCUGAUAGAAAGAUUGAAUGCAUAUGAUAGAAACAAAAACUUUCAAGAGGAACCAGUUAUCUUACCAGAACCAUUAGAUGUUGGAUGGCCUGUUUCUGGGUUUAGGCAGUUACUUGCUGAGCAUAAGAUGGUGCUGCCAAAAAUAACAAAGGAGCAGAUUGAUGCUUACUUUGUAUAUAGAUUGGCAGACUUUUGCCCCAAUUACAGAACAGAUUUCUACGAGGACAAAGCAGAUGAGAGUCAGCCACUGUAUAUGUCCCUCAUCGUUAAUCAUGUGACAUCAGGCCUUGUAUGA
Molecule: messenger RNA, 463 nt
Organism: Mytilus trossulus (common blue mussel)
Lineage: Eukaryota; Metazoa; Mollusca; Bivalvia; Mytilida; Mytilidae
Exons: 3
Coding region: 68-463 (131 amino acids)
Source: RefSeq, a predicted model, not a curated record